CCGCGCACGAGGUACACGCCCCGUGUCGCCACCGGGUGAAGACGCCGGCUGUCGACAAACACUACUGCUGCUGCUACUCUACCACAACCAUUUUCCCCAGACACUCACAGCCAGAUGUCGGGGUAGCGCCAUGUACCCUGCCAAGAUAGCUCUGUGCCCCCUAGUCCCUCUGGUACCGUCCAAGUUGGCAGACAUGCUACGUCAGUCGAUUGCACCGCAAUUUCUCGAGGUCAUCUGCGGCGGCCCGCCGAAUCACAAAGCCACAAAGCCAUCAGGUGUGACUGCUCCUCGUCGCUACAUGCGGCGUGACGCUUGUUUCAUGAGUUGUACAUCGGGAACUACUGUUUCGCUAGCCAAACAUUGCAAAUUCUACAUGGCUCUCAAUGACCCGGUGCCUGUCCACUAAUCCCUCCUUGUCCAUGGUUGCUGCUGUCCCCUAAGCCACCCCAAUCU
Molecule: messenger RNA, 453 nt
Organism: Bipolaris sorokiniana ND90Pr
Lineage: Eukaryota; Fungi; Ascomycota; Dothideomycetes; Pleosporales; Pleosporaceae
Exons: 1
Coding region: 131-406 (91 amino acids)
Source: RefSeq, a predicted model, not a curated record